GGUGCAUUGUGGGUCCAACUCAAGAUGGCUGCGCCCUUGCAGAAGUGCUGAAGAAGUGCCUCUCCGGAGAAGCUGUCGGGAUUUCCGCGAACGCCGCCUCACCAAAUCGGCUCCGAGGGCCGCUGGUCUGUCGCAGGACACCACGCGGGCCCCGUCAUCGAUAAGUGCGGCCGGUGCCUCGUGUGGCUGUGGCAGACUGUCCGCGUGAAGAUGGGCCUCGUCUGCAGCCCCUUCCCAUAGCGAAGAGCCGUGGGGAGAGGAGCCGCAGAUUCCCGUGCAAACACGCGCCCGUCCAGCUCGGAUUUGACGGGUUCGACCUGCUGUACAGGCUGUGGACGCUGCCCUACCAUUUUCUCACCAGGAUUGUUUGUGCGACCGUGUCCGUCAUCGUCCGCCGGCGGAGAGGUUCCCCAGCGCGGGCAGAGAACCCCACAGCACCGAGGGCCCUGAUGAGAAUGGACGCGGACUUGCUUCAUUCACCGGCCGUGGGCCUCGCUGAGGAGGAGGAGGCCGACAUGAAUGACUGGAAGCUUCCCCUGGCCUUCAUGAAGAAACGGCACUCAGAGAAGAUUGAGGGCUCCAAGGCUUUAGCACAGAGCUGGAGGAUGAAAGACAGGAUGAAGACAGUGAGCGUAGCGCUGGUGUUGUGUCUCAACGUCGGAGUGGACCCCCCCGAUGUGGUCAAGACCUCCCCCUGCGCCAGACUGGAGUGCUGGAUCGAUCCUCUGUCGAUGAGUCCACAGAAAGCCCUGGAGACCAUCGGAGCGAACCUGCAGAAGCAAUAUGAAAACUGGCAACCCAGGGCACGUUACAAGCAGAGCCUGGACCCCACAGUGGACGAGGUGAAGAAGCUGUGCACGUCGCUGAGGCGUAACGCUAAGGAGGAGCGAGUGCUCUUCCACUACAACGGUCACGGGGUGCCGCGACCCACGGUCAACGGGGAGAUCUGGGUCUUUAAUAAGAACUACACCCAGUACAUACCGCUGUCCAUCUACGACCUGCAGACGUGGAUGGGAAGCCCGUCCAUUUUCGUCUACGACUGCUCCAACGCGGGAAUCAUCGUCAAGUCGUUUAAGCAGUUCGCCCUGCAGAGGGAGCAGGAGCUGGAGGUGGCAGCCAUCAAUCCCAGCCACCCACUCGCCCAGAUGCCCCUGCCCCCCUCCAUGAAGAACUGCAUCCAACUGGCAGCCUGCGAGGCCAGCGAGCUGCUGCCCAUGAACCCUGACCUCCCCGCCGACCUCUUCACAUCCUGCCUCACCACGCCCAUCAAGAUCGCUCUCCGAUGGUUUUGCAUGCAGAAGAGUGCCAAAUUGGUGCCAGGGGUGACGUUAGACCUCAUUGAGAAGAUCCCUGGCAGGCUCAAUGACAGACGCACUCCCCUCGGAGAGCUCAACUGGAUCUUCACAGCCAUCACCGACACCAUCGCCUGGAAUGUGCUGCCUCGAGAUUUGUUCCAGAAGUUGUUUCGUCAGGACUUGCUGGUGGCCAGCCUGUUCCGCAAUUUCCUUUUAGCCGAGAGGAUAAUGAGGUCAUACAACUGUACGCCGGUCAGCAGCCCUCGUCUGCCCCCUACGUACAUGCACGCCAUGUGGCAAGCGUGGGACCUGGCUGUGGAUAUCUGCCUCUCUCAGCUGCCCACCAUCAUCGAGGAGGGCACCGCCUUCAGACACAGUCCUUUCUUUGCGGAGCAGCUGACGGCCUUUCAGGUGUGGUUGACGAUGGGUGUGGAGAACAGAAAUCCUCCCGAGCAGCUCCCUAUUGUACUGCAGGUCCUCCUCAGUCAGGUGCAUCGGCUGCGGGCUCUGGACCUGCUCGGACGGUUUCUGGACCUGGGACCCUGGGCUGUCAGUCUGGCCCUGUCUGUCGGGAUCUUCCCCUACGUGUUAAAGCUGCUUCAGAGCUCAGCCAGAGAGUUGCGGCCACUGCUGGUUUUCAUCUGGGCUAAAAUCCUGGCUGUGGACAGUUCAUGCCAAGCUGACCUGGUGAAAGACAACGGACACAAGUACUUCCUGUCGGUUUUGGCGGACAGCUACAUGCCAGCCGAGCAUCGAACAAUGGCUGUCUUCAUAUUGGCUGUAAUCGUCAACAGCUACAACACUGGACAGGAGGCCUGUCUGCAGGGCAACCUCAUAGCCAACUGCCUGGAGCAGCUGUCGGACCCCCACCCCCUGCUCCGCCAAUGGGUGGCCAUAUGCCUGGGUCGCAUCUGGCAGAAUUUCGACCCAGCUCGCUGGUGUGGAGUCCGAGACAGCGCCCAUGAGAAGCUCUACACGCUGCUGUCGGAUCCCAUCCCCGAGGUGAGGUGUGCAGCUGUCUUUGCUCUGGGGACGUUUGUGGGAAACUCUGCGGAGAGGACCGACCACUCGACCACCAUUGACCACAACGUGGCCAUGAUGCUGGCCCAGCUCAUCAAUGAUGGCAGCCCUGUGGUCCGCAAGGAGCUGGUAGUAGCACUGAGUCACCUGGUGGUCCAGUAUGAAAGCAACUUCUGUACAGUCGCCCUCCAGUUUAUAGAGGAAGAGAAGAACUACACGGUGCCGUCACCGGCCAACACCGCAGAGCCUGGUAACCUGACCCCGGUGAGGGACAGCCCGGCCAUCCCGCGCCUGCGGUCCGUCAACUCCUACACCAACAUCCGAGCUGCUACCACUGCCCGCAACCUGAACAAGAGCCUGCAGAACCUCAACCUCAAUGAAGAGGGCGGACCAGCAGCCUUCUCUCCUGGUAACCUGAGCACCAGCAGCAGCGCUAGCAGCACCCUGGGGAGCCCUGACAACGACGAGUACAUCCUGUCCUUCGAAACCAUCGACAAAAUGCGACGGGUGUCGUCAUAUUCUUCCCUCAACUCCCUCAUAGGGGUGUCCUUCAACAGCGUUUACACUCAGAUCUGGAGAGUGCUGCUACAUCUCGCCGCUGACCCGUUUCCUGAAGUGUCGGAUCUGGCCAUGAAGGUCCUCAACAGCAUAGCAUACAAGGCGACGAUGAACGCUCGGCCUCAGAGGAUCCUGGACUCGGGCUCUCUCACCCGGUCGGCCCCAGCCAGUCCCACCAGCAAGGGCACGCACAUCCACCAGGCUGGUGGGUCUCCUCCCAUGCCCAGCACCAGCAGCUCCAGUUUGACCGAGGUACCCAAACCCCCCACCAGAGAGCAGCCAGCCACGCGGCCACCCUACACCCCAACACUGGGAGGACAAGCACCCCACUCCCACCAGUUCCCCCGCACCCGCAAGAUGUUCGACAAAGGACCGGAGCAGGCAGCCGAGGACGGUGACGAGCCGGGUGGUCACAGGAACUACAUCUGUCCCGCCCUCCAGACGGGCCUGUGUGAUUGGAGUGCCAAGUAUUUUGCUCAGCCUGUUAUGAAGAUCCCAGAGGAGCAUGACGUGGAGAGUCAGGUGAGGAUGGAGCGGCAGUGGAGGUUCUUGAGAAAUGCUCGUGUGAGAAGACAGAGCCAUUGUAUCACGCAGAGAGGUGUCUCCCGUCUGGAUGAUCAAAUAUUCAUCAACCGUAACCCUGGAGUACCGUCUGUCGUGAAGUUCCAUCCCUUCAACGCCUGCAUCGCUGUGGCCGACAAGGACAGCAUCUGUUUCUGGGACUGGGAGAAGGGCGAGAGACUGGACUACUUCUACAAUGGAAACCCUCGUUACACUCGCAUCACAGCCAUGGAGUACCUGAAUGGGCAUGACUGUUCGUUACUGCUCACUGCAACAGAUGAUGGAGCGCUGCGUAUCUGGAAGAACUUCGCAGACCAGAAGAACCCAGAGAUGGUGACGGCCUGGCAGGGUCUUUCCGACAUGCUGCCCACUACCCGAGGUCAGCCCUCUGCCAGCGCUCACAGUCUUGCCAGAAGGGUCUCCAUAUAUCUUGACAGGAGUAAGCAAGGAGGUGCGGGUAUGGUUGUGGACUGGGAGCAGGAGACCGGCCUCCUCAUGACGUCAGGAGACGUGCGAGUCAUCAGGAUCUGGGACACCGACAGGGAGAUGAAGGUCCAGGACAUCCCAACCGGAGCAGACAGCUGUGUGACCAGCCUGUCCUGUGACUCCCAGCGUUCGCUCAUCGUGGCCGGUCUGGGUGACGGAUCUGUCCGUGUCUUCGACAGGAGGAUGGGUCCUAAUGACUGUCGGGUGAUGACCUACAGGGAGCACGGAGCCUGGGUGGUCAAAGCUCAUCUACAGAAGGAAACAGAUGGACAUAUUAUCAGCGUCAGUGUUAACGGAGACGUUCGAUUCUUCGAACCUCGGACGCCAGACUCCAUCAACGUGCUGCAGACGGUGAAGGGGUUAACGGCUCUAGACAUCCACCCACGGGCCAACCUGUUCGCCUGUGGAUCGAUGAACCAGUUCAUCGCCGUCUACAACGCUAACGGCGACGUGAUCAGCAACAUAAAGUACUAUGACGGCUUCAUGGGACAGAGGAUCGGGGCCAUCAGCUGUUUAGCCUUCCAUCCUAACUGGCCACACUUGGCGGUCGGCAGCAAUGACUACUACAUGUCCAUCUAUUCAGCAGAGAAAAGACUCAGAUAACACACCAGCAUUCAGCAACCCCCCUCACCCACCCCCCCACCAAGAACACCACAUAUGACUUCUGACCCUGAGCCUCGAGCUCUGGGAUGUAAAUUACUUUUUUUGUUGUACAUAUGCAAUUACCACCCUGAAUGUUCUAGUGAUGGCUGCUGACAAAAACUGCUACGACUCUAUAUAUAUAUAUAUAUAUAUUAUUAUUAUUAUUAUUCUCAUUGUUUAAUCAUAUUCUCAUUAUGAAGCUAAUGAUUGUAGACUUGGCUGUGCGGAGGAGUGUGUAUAUUUAAAUAGUGUAUACAGAAGAAGAGAGGUCCUAUUUUAAAAUAAAGGGUACCCAGCGGUCACCGGGGCUCCUCCUCCUCCUCCUCGCCGCACAGCGAGCAUCACUACCUGGACGAACUGUGACCCAAACCGGACAUGGCGAGGGAGGGGGUCUCCCAGAGGACAACACACAGGCAAAAUACGUUCACUGGUGCGGGAGCCGCGGACCCGCCCUCUGCUGGAACCUGGUGUGUUUACAAAUUUAUUUUAAUGGCCGACUUUCAGCCAACCGACAGAGUUUUGCUGUAUCGCCGAACCGGUGGUGAGACGUUUGUAAGGAGACACCCAGAGGUGUUGGACUGCGCCCACUGACCAGGGAGACGUGGUGUGUGCGUGCGUGUGCUUGUGUGUGUUAAAAUGGAUUAUAGCACAGAUGUGCCCCUCGGUAGGCCUUCAUAGCCUUGGGCUUGAUGCCCGAAACAGACGCCUGCUCCGAUGCUAGAACUCUCCUUCUUGCCUCCCUGACCCCAGCGUGCCAAACAUAAUCAUUUUUUUCCCUUGCAAGCCCUGUCGUGGCUCAAAUGGGUGUUUUUGUUGGCUUAUUUGUUGUAUUUUUUUAAGUAUCACCUGUAAUAAGGGAAAACCUCCAUUGCCUCUAGGAUGAUACAUUAACCUUAUAUCUAGCACAGUGAGAGGAGAUCUAGAGACGGAGCACCCAGUCUCUAGAUCGCCUGCGGCGCCUGCCUCCCCUGCAAAGCAAUAAAUCCUCCCAUGAUUCAGCCUCAAGCCAAUAUAAACGUGAGCUGUGGGCUCCAGUCUGAAGGCAACAGCAGCAUUGCAUGCCACCGAUAGUUUAAGACAGUGAAGACUGCCCAGAACCCACUACAGCAAUACAAACACCCCAUUUCCAUCCAUUCAUGUUUUGAGUAUCAGAUGCAUCAAAUUGAAACAUCAGUCACAGGAAAAAAUAUCAAUUGAAUUGAUUUUCCUGUGAUUGUCUGAAUUGUCCAAAUCCCUCCCUGUGUGGAAUCAAAAGACAGUGAAAGAAUCUCUGCAAAAAACUUUUUUACCCAUGUCAGACAAACACUCGGCUCCCAAAAACCCACGUGGUGUUUACUUUUUUUGCCGUGUGCUGGCUGAUCUUUUUCUGGCUCAUGGCCAAACAUGGAUAGAAUUUUAGACCCUGGCUGUUUGUUGCUCGUCUCAGCCCAUUAAGAGGCAGCUUUCGUACUUCUAGUCGAGACGCCACCAGAGCGUGCAGCACUGUAGGUUUAGAAAAUGUUUGGGUCAUGGGUCAUUCUCACACCGAGAAUCACCUCACUGUUUUUCAUAAUCCUCUGUGAGGCUCGUUUUUUUUCCCCACAUCAUUGACUCUAUUUGGAUUUCAUUGCCAGUCGUGUUUGUUGUUGCUUUGAUUUUCUUAAACGAAGCUGGCGGCAUGACAUGUGAUGCGCGUUGAGGGAGGCCGCGUCACAGCGGUGCCACUUUCUUUAACUCUACCCGUCUGGUGAAGAGGCCGCUCUUAUUGUGAAGUUGGGUUUUUGUUGUUGUUGUUGUUGUUGUUGUUUUUUCGUGCAGUGUCACCAUCGUCGUCAUCUUUUCUCUGGGGCUGCUCCUUUGCUUAUUGAGUAUAUUUUAAUGAUUUUUCUCUUUCUGGUUUGUAAUUUUAUGUUUUUAAUUCUGCUGGCAUUUUGUUCGCCUUGGCGUCGGUAACGGUGGCAGGAAAGAGUGGGGACAGCCUUACCCUCACACACACACACACACACACACACACAAUCUUGCCAUGCCAACAUACCCUAAAAUACACCCCACCAACCAAUACUACCACCACCCUCCUUUCUUUCCUGCCACACCCACCCCUCAGCUGCCCUAGCUUUGCUUCCCCCCCCCCACAGAACGAGUGGGCUUGUGGACUCAAAGUGAACUGGGAACACACACAGUACAGUCUGGAGAAGCAGUCACCACAUCAGUCCCCACCACCACUCCCGUCACUGAGCUCUUUAACAGGCCUCCACUGCCGCACAGGCUCAGCCUAACUAGUCGAAGGCCUUUGCUCAGACACACAUUCAUCUCGAAGCAUCCUGCUUUGAGUUUUAAGAUUUUAGAUCUGGAGAGAAAAAAAAGAGACUUUAACAAAGUAGUAAGAAAGUAAAAAUGAAAACAAUCAGGUUUGUAUCUGUGACGUUUGACUGCUUUGCUGACUGUGGUUUAUGAGAGAGGAAAUGAAAUCCAUGAAAUAAACCAAAUACAGCACCGGA
This is a messenger RNA of Scophthalmus maximus (turbot), 7039 nucleotides long. RefSeq names its product regulatory associated protein of MTOR, complex 1 (gene rptor). Bases 450 to 4523 code for a protein of 1357 amino acids. The record is from RefSeq and is a predicted model, not a curated record. The transcript is spliced from 36 exons. NCBI's taxonomy places the organism in Eukaryota, Metazoa, Chordata, Actinopteri, Pleuronectiformes, Scophthalmidae. Gene Ontology annotation, biological process: cellular response to amino acid stimulus; cellular response to starvation; TORC1 signaling. Gene Ontology annotation, cellular component: cytoplasm; TORC1 complex. Gene Ontology annotation, molecular function: protein binding; protein-macromolecule adaptor activity.